AUGACUCAGUCUAGUCGCGAGAGAGAGUCGUUACUGAGUAUCUUUAACAAGCCAUAUGGUUUCACAUGUCCCACUUCUCGUCCCACAAUCCAAGUGAAUCACGAGGUUCCUCAAACUGGGGUGGAACAGUGUGCUCGAUUUGUUGGUGUGAAUUUUCUCGACGUGAUGGUUCGUCAAGGUCUGGUUGAUCAUCCAAUCAAACCCCCGUUCACAAUGGGCUCGGAAUGCGCGGGAAAAGUGGUCGCAGUCGGCGAGGACGUUAAACAGUACAAGGUUGGUGAUUCAGUUGUUGUGUUGCGUGAAACGGGCGCUUGGACUGAACGUCUCUACGUGCCAGUGAACGAGGUGAAUGCCGAGGAAUCUGCGACUGCCACGACCACGAGCACCAGCAGUAACCGAGAAACAGUCUGCAUUCUUCCCUGGCCCAAAAAACUUUCUGCAUCGAAAGCUUCUAUUCUGGCAUUCGCGUAUCUUCCAGCCUAUAUAUUGUUGCACAAAUUGGCAAAUGUCCAAUCCGGAGACGUGCUUCUAGUUCACUCAGCCGGUGGUGGUGUGGGUACCGCAAUCGGACAACUGGCCAAACAAAUUCCAAAUGUGAAAUUGAUCGGGACCGCGAGCAAAGCAAAACACGAGAAACUGACCGGUCUGUAUGACGUGUUGUACACCCCGGACGAGGACAAGGUGUCAGAGAUUAAAAAACUUCAUCCGGAGGGAAUCAGUGUCAUUCUGGACUGUCUUAGCGGUGAGGAGAUCAGCAAAUCCUAUACACUACUGAAACCACUUGGCAAGUACAUACUAUACGGUAAGUGGACUGAAUGGUUGUCGCUUGAUGAAGUCAUGCAAAACGUAAUGCGCUUGAGGAGGGACCGUAUUUCGGAUGGUGAUACGUUCUGUGAAAGGGGUUAG
Echinostoma caproni is the source of this 906-nucleotide messenger RNA. The record is from the annotation of a GenBank genome assembly. Lineage: Eukaryota; Metazoa; Platyhelminthes; Trematoda; Plagiorchiida; Echinostomatidae.